Physella acuta is the source of this 2357-nucleotide messenger RNA. Its product is annotated as spermatogenesis associated 6-like protein. NCBI's taxonomy places the organism in Eukaryota, Metazoa, Mollusca, Gastropoda, Physidae. Gene Ontology annotation, molecular function: myosin light chain binding. The record is from RefSeq and is a predicted model, not a curated record. Gene Ontology annotation, cellular component: sperm head-tail coupling apparatus. Gene Ontology annotation, biological process: spermatogenesis.
CCUUGCAACGGGGUUGACAGACUGUCUUGUCCAACCUACCACUUCAUUAUUUACAAAUCGGUGUUGGGUUGUCUUCUGCUCCUCUUUGAAAUGCCUAGACGUGCGCUAAGGUGCAUUGUUGAUCUUCAAAUACACGCAUUAUCUGCACCUGGUGUGUGGCUGCCAAGUAAAGAAGAUGUUUACCUUAGUGUUUCACUCUUUAACCAAUAUAGAAAUACACGACUGCUUACAUCAAUUUUUCCACUGCUUGUACAUGAAAAAUUUCAAUUUGAAAAGACAUAUUACACAGCAGUAGACCCAUCACAUGUUGCUGAAAUGCUUGAAGAUGAGUUAGUCAUAUUUGAAUUGGUUCAACUAUCUGAAUACACUGAUGGUGCAGUUAGACUUGCAUCAUUUUCAACUAAUGCAAGAGAUUUUCUAUAUCCAUAUCCAACCCUAGCACCAUCUUACUCUGCUCAUGAAAGAGAAAUCCUCAUGUGUAGAACCAUUGCUUUUCCAGGAAUUGCUCCAAAGCUUGAAUUUUCUACAAAGACAAUCAUCAAAGAGUCUUAUUCACCAGAACUUGAUGCUCUUGAUGAUGCUAUGGAGAUGGAAAGAGAGUCUCGAAGCAGCAGAAAAACCAGAAGGCAACCCCAAUCAAGAGCUAGGUCCCAAUCUCCAUCUGUCAGACGCAAGCUUGCUGACAUUAGCCUUGAGAACACAAUAGAUCCAAGACCUCCAUUUGUUGUUCGAAAGCUGACUCAAGACCUUAUAGGCAGAGUUCCUAGCUCAACAACUGAUAAAACAGCCAAGAGCAAACCAAAGAGAAGUGCCUCUCCUUUUAGGCCAGCUAGUCAGCCAUCUUCACCCACUGGUGAUGAUGAUUUGAACAAUUCACUUUCUUCAAAGCCUAGCUAUCGUCUAUCAAAGGUUAUUCGCAAGCCAUUUGAGGACCCAUUGCCAGUUUUUAAGCCCCGCUAUGGUGCCAAGGCUGAGGAUGAUAUUGAUCCAGAAGUUGAAGAAUUGACAUCAACUAAACCAUCCUAUGCUUCCCUGCGACCUCGCUCUGUGAGCCCUUUGUUGUACAAAAGCAGUUUUAGGGACCGCUAUGGAGAUUCUGCAUACAGCCGCCCCUUCACUCCCAGCUACUACGAAAGAUUAGCUGCCAGGGAGCUUGAACUUGCUAGAGCAAGACGCUACUCCCGUUUGUAUAGAACCUACUAUGAUUCUCUAGAUGACCUUGACCUAGAGCUUAGACUGGCAAGAAUUCGAGCUGGACUUUAUUAUUAGUGAGGUCACUAAAUACAGCCUGCUCUUAAUUGUCAAGAGAGAAAAUUUUGGCAUCUGGAAGGAAUGAAAUCAUAGAGAGCUUGCCAAAACCAUUUAUUCUUUUGAAUAGGCAGCAGCAGAGAAGAAAACAUAGCUAUGCUUAACUGCACUUUACCUAUUUUAAUUAUUGUAAUAACUUUUUAUACAAUCAAACUUUGGUAACAGUAUACAAGUUGUUAAAUUUUUUUACUUUAACCAAAUCAUUUUAAUAAAAAGAGAAGUCAGUAUCUGUCUCAUUUACACACUAUUUAAAUUCAUACUUAAUAGCUUUUAAGAAUUUUGACUAAGGCAAUACAAGUGUUUAUUUAGCUAUAGUUGCCUAUUAAGUAUUGUUAGAUGAAAAAACAAGUUAUUUGACCAAAUUACACAUUUAUUUAAACUUUAACAAAUAAACGAUGUGAUGUUUUUAUAUAGGCCUGUAUAUAUUAACACUAUACAGAAAAGACCAUUAUGACCUCAUCUUGGAAUUUAGUGUAGACCAUAAAACAUGAGUGCUUAAUAUUAUCAUUUAUAAUAAUAACGGAACUAAUGUUAUGUAGAGACAAUUAUUAUUAGCUCCUGUUUUGUAUUUCUUUUUAAAGCUCUUGUUUUGUAAUCAUUAAAAAACUAAAAAUGAAUGUUUGUAAUCACUUUUGUAUAUUUGGAUUUUUAUAGAAGAAAUUUUAUUUCAAUCAGAUACUAAGAUCUUGUUGAUGUUUUUUUUAAUGUUUUAACUAUCAAAUUUUAUACAAUAGAUAUUAAAAUUUAAAAUCAAUAUGUUUAUUUUAAAGAUAUUUAUUUUGAAGUGUACAUUUUGAACAAAUGCCGCCAUUUAGAAUUUAACAUAAAUAUUUUGUUCUUUUAUAAUAGCCAGUUCCAUAAAGGGAUGAUAUUAAAAAUAUUGAUCCUACUUUUUUGUGAAAUGCCCAUCUGUGAUAAUAUUAUUUUAAAAAUACUAACUCACUUAAAAAAAAAAUUAAUAAUGAUACAUACAUGUAAAUAAAAUGAGUAAUAAAUCCUUAUAAUUUAUUUAAAUUAUAUAGAUAGUAAAAAAGUAGAUGCAAAAUUAU